CAGUUUUAUUUUGUUCUAUGGGCGUUGAUAAUCAUGCAAAAUGGCCAACGAUUUGUGGUCAUGUACCUGUUGUACGGAGGCUCUGACUUGCUGGCUACGUCUGAAGCUGUCGCCAGAGGAGAUAGAGCAGCGGUACAGGAGCAAGGAGAUCGACAGGAUCCUAGAGAAAGACAAGCAGACGCUCCGGCGGCAGGUGAAGCUGUUGCUGCUCGGUGCGGGUGAAAGCGGAAAGUCAACAUUCUUGAAACAGAUGAGGAUUAUACAUAAAGUGAAGUUCGAGCCGGAGCUGGUGCGAGAGUACCAGCAUGUGAUAUAUCAGAACAUUGUGAAGGGCAUUCAGGUGUUGGUUGACGCGCGAGACAAGCUCGCGAUCCCGUGGGAAAAUCCGCGCAACUUGGACAUCGGGCAGCAGGCUCUGCACUUCAACAGUACGGCGACUCUCGACAACCGACUGUUUAUGCACUACGCGCCGCACAUACACUCCUUAUGGCUGGACAGGGCUAUCAAAAGGGCCUACGACCGACGGAGAGAAUUUCAAUUGAGUGAUUCAGUGAGCUACUUCUUCGACGACCUAGAACGCAUUGCACGACCAGACUACAUCCCAUCACAUCAGGACAUUCUCCAUUGCCGCAAAGCGACCAAGGGCAUCACGGAGUGCACCAUCAAUAUCAACAAUGUGCCAUUUGUGUUUGUGGACGUCGGCGGGCAACGGACUCAACGUCAGAAAUGGACGCAGUGUUUUGACUCUGUCACUUCGAUACUGUUUCUUGUGUCCUCGUCGGAAUUUGACCAAGUGCUCUCAGAAGAUAGGAAAACAAAUCGUCUCGAAGAAGCGCUCAAUAUAUUCGACACGAUCGCGAACAACGUCAAUUUCAAGGGCAUAUCCAUAAUACUGUUCCUCAACAAAUCCGACCUGCUGGCCAAGAAGGUGACAAGUAAAGAGACUGACAUACGUUGGUACUACCCACAGUUCACAGGCGACCCGCACAAUUUGCGCGACGUUCAAGUGUUCCUAUUGAACAUGUUCGCCAAUGUUCGCCGCGAGCCAAAGACGACUCUGUACCACCACUUCACGACUGCCAUCGACACGCACAACAUCGAGGUCGUUUUCAAUUCCGUCAAAGACACGAUCCUCAAUAGAAACCUGGAAUCUCUAAUGCUGCAGUGACGUGGAACGAACAUUGUGAUUUUGUGUUGAAAGGAAUUUUUAUUGUGAUAUCUAUGGGCAAUAUUAUGCGCCCUUACGUCGGCGUGUCUAUUAAAAAAUCCUAUAUCCUGUCACUCAAGCAUAAUAGUUAAAAAGCACAUGAUGAAAAGACAAGAAUGUGAUGUAUUAAGUGACUAUGGGCCUUCGCACAUGGCCUACUUUUCUAGUUAUGGUUGUUAAUGUAAAUUAUGUAAUUUUGGCACACGUUAUAUUUAUUUACCAAACUAAGUUUUGGUAAAAUUAUGUAUAGGUCUUAUCAUGUAAUAUGAUACAAUUUGUAUAUCAGUAUAUAUAUGACCAAAAAUGUAGAUUUUGCACUUGAAUUAUAUUAUUAUGAUCACUUUUUGGACAUUUUUACGUAUGUAUCUAAUCGAUUGUAUUUACAUGCGGACAAGGGAUUAGAUGACGACACGGUAUACUGCUAUCUACACACUAGUGUUAGAUUUCUAUCUGUAUACAACGUGUAGUUGGUAUAAUUUGUCAUAGACAAAAUUUAGUAUGAAGCGAUUGGAUCUAGAAAUUUCCAUGCUACGCAAGUGGUGAUAGCAACGUGCGGUAACACAGGCACUGUGGGAGUAAAUUCCCGCGCCCCACCAAUCUUUUAACUUUAGGUUUUCCCCACGUAAUUUUACCCAUAUAAAUAAUUACACAUUUCUGUUCAUAAAUUCAUGUUAUAAACUUGUUCUGUCUUUUGUUUUAAAUUAUUAUUUGACUAUUUCCACUGAUCAACCUAUCACUGUCGUUUAAAGUCACAAUAGUAUUUUUUUUCCGACCGUGAUAAAAUCAAUCAAUCAGAGU
This is a messenger RNA of Hyposmocoma kahamanoa, 2005 nucleotides long. RefSeq names its product guanine nucleotide-binding protein subunit alpha homolog (gene cta). Gene Ontology annotation, biological process: Rho protein signal transduction; adenylate cyclase-modulating G protein-coupled receptor signaling pathway. The transcript has 3 exons. NCBI's taxonomy places the organism in Eukaryota, Metazoa, Arthropoda, Insecta, Lepidoptera, Cosmopterigidae. The record is from RefSeq and is a predicted model, not a curated record. Bases 41 to 1168 code for a protein of 375 amino acids. Gene Ontology annotation, cellular component: heterotrimeric G-protein complex; brush border membrane. Gene Ontology annotation, molecular function: GTPase activity; D5 dopamine receptor binding; G-protein beta/gamma-subunit complex binding.